Messenger RNA from Phytophthora nicotianae INRA-310, 498 nucleotides. RefSeq lists its product as hypothetical. Gene Ontology annotation, biological process: proteolysis. Bases 1 to 498 code for a protein of 165 amino acids. Gene Ontology annotation, molecular function: cysteine-type peptidase activity. Lineage: Eukaryota; Oomycota; Peronosporomycetes; Peronosporales; Peronosporaceae. The transcript has a single exon. The record is from RefSeq and is a predicted model, not a curated record.
AUGUUGGUGCUGCGGGAUGAGUAUCGCGGCGUCGGCAUCAUCAACCCUAGCUAUCAAGACUUUAAACUCCCGGAUCAAAGGCUGCGUACGGCUGAUGGUUUUCGUGCAAGUGAUCCCAAGAACGAGCGAGUCAUAUGCAUCUUUCAUAUUGAUCUGCACUGGGUAGCAUUUCUUGUUGAUCGAAACAUUCGUCCCAAGACAAUGAAGGCGACAUGUUACAUGUUCGACCCUAUGCAAUCCUCCCACAACUACAACAUCAUCGAAAAGAGCGUUCGAGCGACGAUUGAAGAUCUGCUGCAACUACAAGAUCAGGUUAUCUAUGAGAAAGUGAAAUGGUGCAACCAACAGGAUGGCAGCUCGUGUGGAGUAUGGUGUAUCGCAGUCGUGGAGAUGCUCCUCGCUAAGAAGCCGUGGGGCAAAUGCAUUUACGACCUCCUGCCUUAUUUACGGAUGCGCUUCCUACACAAGGCGCUGAUUUUCGUUGAGAGCAAGAUUUAA